AUGAACAAUGACCUUGAGCGAUCAAGGCGACUUUAUCAGACACUCCACCUUCCAGAUUUCAGUAGCAUUGAGGAGGUGAGACAGGCUUACAAAACCCUCGUCCUUAAGUAUCAUCCGGACAAAAAUCUACACGACCCGACGGCAGCAGAGAGGUUUAGAUGCGUUACCCUAGCGUAUGAGAUUCUUUCCAACGAAGAGAAAAAGAGGAAAUACGACACGGCGUUGCGAGUGCGUCAGCCGCUUGGUGUGGGCUCGGUCAGAUGCGGUAGUACCACACCCCGUUCGGUUGCGAAAGGAGGUAAAGUACCCACACAUUGUGCAACCACCAGCAUCUAUGAAGAGCUCAACACAUAUGCACUACGGAAGGCAGAGCGGCCAGGUCGACGCGCGCCCUCCGUUAGCACACCACGGGGAGUACGACCAUCACUCUAUACGAAAGAGCAGCGGAUGUUUUUCAGGAAGCGCGAGAAAGAACACCAGGCGGAACUCCGCAAGCGAUGGGAGCAGGAAAAGCGUGAGCAAUGGGAACGGGAGCGGGAGGCCCUUCGCAAGCAACAGAUGAGGCGAGAGGAGACGCAGCACAUUUUCCAGUUACAUAGGGCUGUUAAUAGUGCCAGGCGUACGAAUUCAUCACGGGUGCAGCGCGGUACAUCAGCCCAUAUUUCUGCAGAUAAUGGUAGACCCACAGUCCGUUCCUCUGCCGCGCAGCAUCCCCGGAUGAGCACCAGCAUCAGCAGUAGCAUGUUCACGCCCUCGCCGAGAACCCGCUGCGCCUCCACAGACGGUUUGAGUAAACGAAUGGGAACUAGAAACCGAUCGGUUGUAAACAACGAGUCCGAGACGGUGCUGCACCGAAGGGUGGGGCGAGAAUCAGAGCAGCGAAUUCGACCAACAGGACUGCGACCUCGCGGGGCAGCAUUGAUAGAAAGUGAGAAUACGGUUCGUAGGGCUAUUGAGGCUGCCGCAGGACUUCGUAUGAAACUCCUGUACUUACAGACGAAAGAGUUGUGGCAGCGGGCUGUGUAUGUUGAAGAAAACCACCUCGCGCGGGAGGUCCUACACCUGUUGGAAGAAGAAAGGAGGUAUCCAAUGUUUGCGAACAACCCGGGCUUCUUCAUAAGUAUGUGUAAUAGACAGUACAAAAUGCUGUACACAGAUGAAGCAAUUAGCUUUGCUACAAUUGUUCUACAGGAGCGCGAAAGUACAAGGAGGUUGAGCAUAAAGCAGGAAUAUGAGAGUACGCUGCUCAGUUAUCGUUGUAUGCUAAGCCUUUUCCAAAGGAAACUAGUGAUGAACAAGUUAUUAAGAAGACAACGGGGACGCAUUGAGGAGGAGGAAAGGUUGUUUCGAAACAUGUUGUAUGUAUCUAUGCACGAGUGUGGAGCCCGACAUCAAUUGCAAGAGGCCGAAAAAGACGAGGUGACGCAGCUGAUAAGGCGGAGAGCGAACGAGCGACAUAUUGUAUAUAUGAAGUAUGGAGAACAAGCAAGGUUAGCAGAGCGUAAGUCGAAUGCGGUUAUCACUGCUUCACUGCAGAAGGAAGUUGAGCGCCUCCAGCAUGCCCUCAAGUCGUUGGCAGUGCAACUUCCUUAUGAAAGAGAAUUACGCUUUAUUUCUGACAUCUCUGCACGUGCAGCAGUCAAUGUAAACGAAGCUAAACCUGACAUCUCGGUAGUGCCUCCGUGCGGCGUUACCGUGCAGACACGUAGUGAAGCAAGCGGUGCGCAGCGCGACCCACAAAAAACCUUCCAUCGCAGAGUGAGUAGCGUUGGUGAUGGAAGCAAUUUCAAUGUCAAGUUGUCAGCAACUGCCAAAAGGGGAAGCUCUCCAGGUUGUGCAGUCAGACGGGAACGUGCUGCUCUCGCACAGCAGCUGAGGAAACCACAGGGUUGA
Trypanosoma brucei brucei TREU927 is the source of this 1893-nucleotide messenger RNA. Its product is annotated as chaperone protein DnaJ. NCBI's taxonomy places the organism in Eukaryota, Euglenozoa, Kinetoplastea, Trypanosomatida, Trypanosomatidae. Bases 1 to 1893 code for a protein of 630 amino acids. The record is from RefSeq and is a predicted model, not a curated record. The transcript has a single exon.